Hevea brasiliensis (rubber tree) is the source of this 2028-nucleotide messenger RNA. Its product is annotated as 7-deoxyloganetin glucosyltransferase-like. The record is from RefSeq and is a predicted model, not a curated record. The transcript has 2 exons. NCBI's taxonomy places the organism in Eukaryota, Viridiplantae, Streptophyta, Magnoliopsida, Malpighiales, Euphorbiaceae. Gene Ontology annotation, molecular function: UDP-glycosyltransferase activity. Bases 394 to 1851 code for a protein of 485 amino acids.
UGGUAUUGUUUUGCUGUAACUAUUUUCUUUCUUAGUAAUUAGCUGCUAGUUAGUUUGGUUAGUAACUAAUAUUGAAAAGCUUGCAGUUGUUGUAACUGAAUCUCUAACUAGUUCUGUAUAUAAUUAGCAUUUGCUAAUCUUUUAUUGACACAUAUUUAUCAAUUAUGUUGGAUUUUUUUUUUCUAUUUAAAGAAGAGAAGAACUCUCCAUUUAUAAAGAUCCAAAAAUGAGAACAUAUGAUGAUGGGGAGAAUACGAGAAACGAAACCCAUAUUCUCGAAAUUGUCAAUUUUAAGGUUGAUUAUUCCUAUAAAUUUUUGCUGAUCAUUUCUUGCGUUACCACAGCGAAAAAAGAGAAAGGAGCAACAAGAGGAAGCAAUUACAAUAAGAAGUAAUGGCACUAGCUGGUAAGCCUCAUGUGGUGUGUGUCCCUUUCCCAUUGCAAGGACACGUAACUCCUAUGCUCAAAUUGGCAAAGCUCCUUCACUACAAAGGUUUUCAUGUAACCUUUGUGAAUACCCAGUUUAACCACAAGCGCAUUCUUGAUUCAAGAGGCCCUGAUGCCUUGAAUGGCUUGCCUGACUUCCAGUUUGCCACCUUACCUCUCCAACACCCUCCUUCAAAUUCCCACACUAGUUUGGCCUUGAACUUUCUUGCUCUUCGUGAGAUAUGUAGAAAGAAUUUUUUGCCUUUAUUUCGUGAUCUUGUUGCCAAGCUUAAUGACACUGCUUCUUCUUCAAAUCCUCCUGUUACAUGCAUACUUUCUGAUGCUAUUUUGAGUUAUAGCUUAGAACUCUCCCAAGAACUUGACAUUCCUAAUGUAUUCCUUUGGAAUAUGGGAGCUUCUGGGUUUAUGAGCUUUAAGCAUUCUCGAGAUCAAAUCAAGCAAUGUCUUGCUUUUCUCAAAGAUCCAAGCAGUGAAGCAGCUGCAAAUAAUAAGAAUUUGGACAGCAUGAUGGAAUGGAUUCCAGGAAUGAAAGGAGCUCAGGUAAGAGAUCUUUCCAAGUUUAUUAAAACUAAAGAUCAAGCUGAUUCCAUGGCUGACUCUAGUGAAGGGGACUUGGAAAGGGCCUCUAAAGCUUCAGCUGUUAUAUUCCACACUUUUGAUGCCUUGGAAGGUGAAGUCCUAAGCAGCGUCUCGCCCAUGUUUCAAAAGGUCUAUAGCAUUGGUCCUCUACAAUUGCUUAUGGAUCAAAUUUCUGAUGAUCGUUAUGAUUCCAUUGAGUGCAAUCUAUGGAAUGAAGAACCCGAGUGCAUUAAAUGGUUGGAUUCCAAGGAACCCAACUCUGUGAUUUACAUCAAUUUUGGAAGCACUACGGUAAUGAGUGCGGAGCAACUAGUUGAGCUUGCUUGGGGACUUGCUAAUAGCAACCAUAACUUCCUGUGGAUAACAAGGCCAGACUUGAUCAUGGGAGACACUGCAGUUCUGCCACCAGAGUUUCUGCUUGAAACUAAAGGGAGAGGCUUCAUAGCGAGUUGGUGCCCACAAGAACAAGUUCUAAACCACCAAUCAACUGGGGGAUUCAUUACCCAUUGUGGAUGGAACUCAAUAGUGGAAAGCAUAUCUGCAGGGAUACCCAUGAUCUGUUGGCCAUUUUUUGGAGAACAUUUUGUCAACUGUAGAAAGAGUUGCAAUGAAUGGGGUAUUGGAGUGGAAUUGAGUAGUAAUUUCCAAAGAGAUGAAGUGGAAAAGCUUGUUGAAGAGUUGAUGAGUGGACAGAAGGGUGAGAAUAUGAAGGAAAAGGCUAUGGAAUGGAAGAAGGUAUCAGAAGAGGCCGCAAGUCCCAAUGGAUCAUCUUCCUUCAACCUGAACAAUAUGGUGAAUGAAGUUUUCCUACUUUCAAAAAAUUGAUUUUUCUCGAUGGUAAACAAGUCCAUAUAAGUCUUAUACUAAUGAAUUUCUUUUUUAUUUUUUUAUCGAAGUUGUCAAAGUCGUGAUUUUGAUGAUUUCAUUUCAUUUAAAUUGUGAUGGCAUGUUCUAUCGAUUGUAUAAUAAUACCCAAGCUUAACUUUGGUGUCUUUAAGUUUU